Molecule: messenger RNA, 984 nt
Organism: Triplophysa dalaica
Lineage: Eukaryota; Metazoa; Chordata; Actinopteri; Cypriniformes; Nemacheilidae
Gene: or6at1
Product: odorant receptor, family 6, subfamily AT, member 1
Exons: 1
Coding region: 25-984 (319 amino acids)
Biological process (GO): G protein-coupled receptor signaling pathway
Cellular component (GO): membrane
Molecular function (GO): G protein-coupled receptor activity; olfactory receptor activity
Source: RefSeq, a predicted model, not a curated record
UCUGCUUGCUUAAGCAUCCCCACUAUGAACAGCAGCCGGCCCGUUGAAUUCUUCAUCCUGGAUGGCCUGAAGGAUCGAUACAUGCUUCCCUUUGUCUUCACCCUCUACAUUUCUAUUCUGAGCGGAAACAGCAUGAUCAUCUAUCUCGUUCGGACCGACCCCAAGCUCAACACCCCCAUGUACUUUUUCCUUCACAAUCUGUCCUUCUCUGAUAUGAUAUACACAUCGUCGACCAUGCCCAAGAUGCUGUCUGUGAUGCUGACUGGAGUCAAAACCAUCUCGAAAACAGAAUGCUUUAUACAAAUGUACUUUUUUCUUUCUAUGGCAAUGACAGGACGUGCUAUGCUGACCAUGAUGGCUUUUGAUCGCUACAUAGCCAUUUGCAACCCCCUGCGGUACACGACUAUCAUGACCAAGCGUGUGUGUAUUCUGUUGGUGUUUGCUGCGUGGGGUUUUGGGGUUAUUAUCGUCCUGCCCUCGGCAGUCUGGGCUACUCAGGUACCUUACUGUGGGCCAAAUGUAGUUAAACACAUGUUUUGUGAUUUCUCAUCUGUUGUAGUCCUAUCCUGUGCUGACACCACUAGAAACAGCAUUGUGUCUCUAACAAGCGCUCUCUUUGGGAUUAUCAGUACGUUCCUUCUAAUCUUAACUUCGUAUAUUUGUAUCGGCAGAGCGCUCCGAAAAAUGAGCACGGCAGAUCAGCUUAAAGCUCUAGCCACGUGUGUGUCCCACCUAAUAGUUGUGUGCAUUUCGUACGUGUCAGCCACUUUCGUGUAUAUUUCCUAUCGGGUGGCAAAAUUUGACCCGGAGGUUCGUAUAAUCAUUGCUCUGCUUUACAGCAUCCUGACGCCUUUAUUGAAUCCCAUCAUUUACAGCUUAAGGAACAAAGAGCUGCAAGGUGCAAUAAAGAGAGCGUUUUGCAAAUGUGUAACUGCUUCAAAUAGGCCUACAGUCGGGAAAACUGUGCCCUCCAUUACAAAGUGA